GAACUGUUUCACUGUAAUAAUAAAAAAUAAAAAUUGUUUCGCUGCAUACGAACGAAUAUAAUCUUUUGUGAAUUUUAAUUUGAUUGUGUUCUAUGAAUCAUGAUUAUUAGGUUUUAUUAUUCCACCUUCAUUAACCGUUACGUUACUAGUAGUGUUGAAUAAAAGUGCAACGAAGAAAAUCCGAAAAAAGGUUACCGAUUACAAAACGCACACAAACACAACACAGUGAUGGAAUGAGGAUCCUUAAAACCAACGGCGGAAGCCUCGACAUCGCCGCCUAUGUCUCCGUCAUUCGACACUGCACCAACCACCGCCUCAUCCGUCAAGGCAAACAGCUCCAUGCUCGCAUCUUCCUAUUCUCCAUCACACCCAACAAUUUCCUCGCCUCCAAACUCAUCACAUUCUACGCUAAAUCAAACCUCACACGAGAUGCUCGCAACGUGUUCGACAAAAUUCCCCACAAAAAUACCUUCUCUUGGAACGCAAUGCUCAUUGCUUACUCCUCCAAGUCCCUCUUCAAUGACACGCUUAAUCUCUUCUCAUUGUUUGUUUCUUCAACUGACACCGGUGUAUCUCCCGAUAACUUCACAGUAACCUGUGUCUUGAAGGCACUAGCGUCGUCUUCUUUCUCGGGUUAUAAAUUAGCGAAACAGAUUCACUGUUUCAUUCUUAUGCGCGAAUUUGACUCAGACAUUUUCGUUCUUAACGCGUUGAUCACGUGUUAUUGCAGGUGUGGUAAUGUUGAAAAUGCAAGGAAGGUGUUUGAUGGAAUGACGGGUAGAGAUAUUGUGACGUGGAACUCUAUGAUUGGUGGUUAUUCUCAGUAUGGAUUUUACGAAGAAUCCAAGAGAUUGUACUUGGCUAUGUUAGGUGAGGAAGGGAAAGGGAUUGUACCAGAUACGGUUACAAUUGGUAGCGUAAUGCAGACGUGUGGACAGUCUAAGGAUCUUUCAUUCGGAAUGGAAGUUCAUCGUUUCAUGAAGGAUAAUGGGAUUGAGGCGGAUGUGUUGCUUCGUAAUGCUGUAAUUGCUAUGUAUGCCAAAUGUGGAAGUGUGGAUUAUGCUCGUGAGUUAUUUGAUGAAAUGAGUGAAAAGGAUGAGGUUAGUUAUGGAUCGAUUAUUUCUGGGUAUAUGAUUAAUGGGUUUGUAGAUAAGGCUUUGGAUGUUUUAAAACAAAUGAAAAAUCCUGGAUUGAGUGCUUGGAAUGCUGUGAUUUCUGGUAUGGUUCAGAAUAACCAGUUUGAAGGAGUGUUGGAUUUGGUCAGAGAAAUGCAGGGAUUUGGUUUGAAUUUGAAGCCAAAUGCCGUCACACUUCCCAGCAUUUUUGCUUUGUUUUCAUAUUUCUCGAAUGUUCGAGGGGUGAAAGAGGUGCAUGGUUAUGCAGUCAGACGAAGUUAUAACCAAAAUAUAUAUGUGGCAACUGCCAUUGUUGAUACUUAUGCAAAACUGGGGUUCAUUAAUUUGGCAAGGCAUGUUUUUGAUCAAUCACAGAGUAGGAGUUUGAUAAUUUGGACUGCAAUUAUAUCAGCUUAUGCUGCUCAUGGUGAUGCUAGUUUGGCACUUUGUCUCUAUGAUCAGAUGUUAGAUAAAGGAAUUCAACCUGACCCGGUGACACUAAUUUCUGUUUUAACAGCUUGUGCUCAUUCCGGGCUGGUACAUGAAGCUUGGGAUGUCUUCAAUGGGAUGCAUUCGAAAUAUGUGAUUCAACCUGCAGUGGAGCACUAUGCCUGCAUGGUUGGUGUACUUAGUCGAGCUGGAAAGCUCUCAGAAGCGGCGAAGUUCAUUUCUGAGAUGCCAAUUGAGCCGAGUGCUAAAGUUUGGGGUGCUCUGCUACACGGGGCUUCUAUUUAUGGUGACGUUGAAAUGGGGAAGUUUGCCUGUGAUCAUUUGUUUGAGAUUGAGCCUGAACAAACUGGGAAUUACAUAAUUAUGGCCAAUUUGUAUUCUCGUUAUGGGAGAUGGGAAGAAGCUGGUAAAGUUAGGGAAAGGAUGGAGGACAUUGGGUUGCAGAAGAUCAGGGGAAGUAGCUGGAUUGAAACGAGCGGAAGGUUACAAGAGUUCAUUGCGAAGGAUAUGUCAAAUGAAAUGUCGGACGAGAUUUAUGCAUUGCUUGAUGGGUUACUUGGUUUGAUGAGGGAAGAAGGAUAUAUCUUGCAGGAAGAGUUGGAUUUUGAACUGUGAUAAUUUCCAUUGAAAUAAAUCUCUCGUCCCUUGUAUACGGCCAGAACCAUAAAGGACAUUCCAUCUUUGGUGCAGAAAGUAAAUAGCACUUGAAGCGUAGGUUUUAAGUUGUGACUUAUGUUGGAUGGUGUAAAACAAUGGGAUAGUAAUAAAAUUAUGCAACUGUUUUCACAUGAUGUAGCAAAAGAAAUUCUCGCAGUACCCUUGCUUGAAGUGGUGAAGGAGGAUGGGUUGGUGUGGAGGGAGGAGCAACAUGGCCAAUACACGGUCAGAACUGGAUAUAGACUACUGAUGCGAGAAAGAAGAGACAUGGUAACUGAUGCUAUGGCUAAUUGGAGUUGUUUGUGGAAAAUAAGAGCACCACCGAAAACUAAACACUUGCUUUGGCAGAUUUGCCGUAACUGCCUCCCAACAAGAAUUUGACUCCGUCAACAUUAUGUCCAAUGCCCAGAUUGGUGUCAGUUGUGUGAAAGAGAAGCAGAAGACGAUUGGCAUGUGUUGUUUGGG
This is a messenger RNA of Trifolium pratense (red clover), 2687 nucleotides long. RefSeq names its product pentatricopeptide repeat-containing protein At2g37310. Gene Ontology annotation, molecular function: protein binding; RNA binding. Gene Ontology annotation, biological process: RNA modification. The record is from RefSeq and is a predicted model, not a curated record. NCBI's taxonomy places the organism in Eukaryota, Viridiplantae, Streptophyta, Magnoliopsida, Fabales, Fabaceae. The transcript has a single exon. The coding region runs from base 234 to 2180 and encodes 648 amino acids.